Manis pentadactyla (Chinese pangolin) is the source of this 3466-nucleotide messenger RNA. RefSeq names its product zinc finger protein 354A. The coding region runs from base 1133 to 2932 and encodes 599 amino acids. The transcript is spliced from 4 exons. The record is from RefSeq and is a predicted model, not a curated record. Gene Ontology annotation, biological process: regulation of DNA-templated transcription. Gene Ontology annotation, molecular function: DNA-binding transcription factor activity, RNA polymerase II-specific; RNA polymerase II cis-regulatory region sequence-specific DNA binding. Lineage: Eukaryota; Metazoa; Chordata; Mammalia; Pholidota; Manidae.
GCGGGAUGUGGGAGGGAGUCCCGGGGCCUCGGGAGGAUGCGGCGCCGGGCCUUUGUGGGCCUUUGUGGGCGCGGCAGGCCAAAGGCCGUGCACCCCCGCGCUGUCCGCCUGCCACCAGCCGUCCGGGAGACGCUCCCAGAAAGCAGGUCGGGCUUUCGCCCCCGGGGGCCCCAGGUCCCAGCCACCAUCCUGCUUCCUCCCGACCCAUGCCCAGUGCGUCACCUGCCCAGCCCCAGCCGGCGUCUUAAUUUGCUACCGGCUGUCAGCGAACGUGAGGAGUUGCAUUUCCUCCCGUCUCCAUCGCACUGCCCUCCCGGGUGGGGUCAUAACGAAGUAUAGUGAGCGAGAAUGAGUUGUCGGCGUUCCCCAGUGGCAGAGUCGGGACCGAAGCCCAUAUCCUUGGUUUCCGUGCCCCUUCCUCAAGACCGCAGCUCUCCCCGCCAUAGGAAAGCUCAUGUUUUCCUGUUCCCAAUCAGUUUUCUCUAAAAAUACAGAAAUUGACUCCUUGACAGGGUGGGAGGAAUGGGGUGGAGAAAGCUUGAGGUGGAGAAAAGUUGUCACAUGGCGCGCAGUGAGAUUGGAGCUGCUGCUCUGGAGUGCGUCCUGGGAGACAUCCUGGUGCACCAUCACCGGCUUCGUGAACUGAGCUAAGUUGCUCCCACUCUGCCUUCAGUUUCCUGACCUGGAAACGGUGGUUACUGACAAUGCCACCUGUGCUGUGGGAUUGAAUGAUGCCCAGGCCGUGCCCGGCACACAGUGAGGCCCAGUGCGACGCUACUGCUGGUAGAGUCUUAGGCCCUUUUCCUCUGGGCCAGGAGAAGAUUUGGGGCUAGGACCAGGAUGGCCCAAACUUUCUCUCUGGUCCUGUCUGCUGCUAGUUCUUUCUGACUCACCUCUCUAGAGCGACAUCUGGGGCAGUUCCGGAGGCUCCCCCUGCUGAGCAGGCCAGGGAAGGCACUGGCCCAGGAGUGACACCUGGUGUCACUCUCCUGUGGUGUUAAGAAUUUCAGAGGUGGUGGUUCUGAGGGGUGGAAAGCAGAAGGGGCUUCUUCCUCCUGGCUCCCUUUUUCCUAUCAGAUCUGCCUUCUGGAGACGCUGCCUAUCUUCAGAGGGAAGUGACCACAAAGAGGACAUGGCUACUGAACAGAGGGAAGCCAGGUCUCAGGUUUCAGUGAUGUUCGAGGAUGUGGCUGUGCUCUUUACGCGGGCUGAGUGGAGAGAGCUGGGUCCUUCUCAGAGAAACUUGUACCAGGAUGUGAUGCUGGAGAACUAUAGUAACUUAGUCUCACUGGGACUCCUGUUUUCCAAACCAAAAGUGAUCUCCCUGUUGCAACAAGGAGAAGAUCCCUGGAAAGUAGAGAGAGAAAGUCCUGGAAGCUCUGUGUCAGGAUGGAAGAGCAGUCACAGAACCACAAAGUCAACUCAAACGCAAGAUUCCUUUCAGGAGCUGAUAAUGACAAGAUCCAAAAGGCAUGGACCCUGGGACUUCAAAUCAGAAAAACCCUGCCCAUGUGAAGACAAAUAUGAGAAAAAGCAGGAGAAAAAAGAAAGUGUUCAGAUAGUUUCACUCACCCACAAAAUCUCUACUGUAGAAAGGAAACAUAAAAAUACUGAAUUUAGCCGAAGUUAUAGCCCAAAGUCAGCUCUUGUUAGGCAACAGAUGAUUCCAAGAGAAAAAACACCACCAAAAUGUGAAAUACAAGGAAACAGCUUCAAGCAGAAUUCAUAUUUACUUAAUCAACCGAAAAUCAACACAGUAGAGAAACGCUAUAAAUGUAGUAUAUGUGAGAAAACCUUCAUUAAUACUUCAUCCCUCCGUAAACAUGAGAAAAACCAUAGUGGAGAGAAAUUAUUUAAAUGUAAAGAAUGUUCAAAAGCUUUUAACCAAAGUUCAGCACUUAUUCAGCAUCAGAUAACUCAUACUGGAGAGAAACCCUAUGUAUGUAAAGAAUGUGGGAAGGCCUUCACUCUAAGUACAUCCCUUUAUAAACAUUUAAGAACACAUACUGUGGAGAAGUCCUAUAGAUGUAAAGAAUGUGGUAAAUCCUUCAGCCGAAGGUCAGGACUUUUUAUACAUCAAAAAAUCCAUGCUGGAGAAAAUCCCAAUAAAUAUAAUCCAGGUAGGAAGGCAUCCCUUCCUGGAUGUCAGAGACUACAUCUCCGAAAGAAGACCUAUUUAUGCAAUGAAUGUGGCAAUACCUUCAAGUCUAGUUCAUCCCUUCGUUAUCAUCAGAGAAUUCACACAGGAGAGAAACCUUUUAAAUGUAGUGAAUGUGGGAGAGCCUUCAGUCAGAGUGCAUCUCUUAUCCAACAUGAAAGAAUUCACACUGGAGAAAAGCCCUACAGAUGCAAUGAAUGUGGAAAAGGCUUCACUUCUAUUUCACGACUUAAUAGACACCGAAUAAUUCAUACUGGUGAGAAGUUUUAUAAUUGCAGUGAAUGUGGUAAAGCCUUAAGUUCCCACUCAACACUUAUUAUUCAUGAGAGAAUUCACACUGGAGAGAAACCAUGUAAAUGCAAGGUAUGUGGGAAAGCCUUCAGACAAAGUUCAGCCCUCAUUCAACACCAGAGAAUGCAUACUGGAGAAAGACCUUAUAAAUGUAAUGAGUGUGGGAAGACAUUCAGGUGUAACUCAUCCCUUAGUAAUCAUCAGAGAAUUCAUACAGGAGAGAAACCAUAUCGAUGUGAAGAAUGUGGGAUAUCGUUCGGCCAGAGUUCAGCUCUUAUUCAACAUCGGAGGAUUCAUACAGGAGAAAAACCCUUUAAAUGUAAUACAUGUGGGAAAACCUUUAGACAAAGCUCAUCACGUAUUGCCCAUCAGAGAAUUCAUACUGGAGAAAAACCUUAUGAAUGUAAUACAUGUGGGAAACUUUUCAACCACAGGUCAUCUCUUACUAAUCAUUAUAAAAUUCAUAUUGAAGAGAAUGCCUAGAAAAUAGAUUUGCAUGUGUAAAAAGCCUUAAACCAAAGCUCAUCAGAAUACAUGAGUGAUGUAAUACAAAAAAAUCUUUCUUUAAUUUAGUCUUCAUCAGAAUUCAAUCCAAGGGUAAGCCUUGACUAUGUAAUAGAUAAUGAAGAAAUCAGAAAGUGUUCAUGACUGUCAGAUGCUUUUUAAAAUAACCUGAAAUGAAUUCACAAGAGACGUUGGUUGUAAAAUGAAUUGUUUUUCUCUACAAUGUACACUAGAUAUCAUGUGUGAUUGUCAUAAACAUCUGAGUGAGGGGGUGUGCAGUGGAUUUCUCAUUUAAAAAACUAUAUAAACUGGUAACACUUUUUUAUAACAUUUAAUAGCAUAUAAAAUAUGUGAUCAAAUAAGUUCUACAUUUUUAGAGAAAAGGGCCAAAUAAAAGAUAAAAGUGAACUGUAAACUACCUCUUAGUUUCUGGGGUUUGUCCUUUUCCUGACCCAGUGUCAAACUUUGUGAAUGGAUUUCAUUUAAAAAUAGAAAUAAACAUCUGUUCUCUUC